AAUAACAAAAACUUAUCUUCUCUCUUAGUCAUUUUAAAACUGAACAAUGCCAGAGCAGCUGAUUUCCAGCCUUUCAUCUGAAGACUCAAGUAUCCCAUCCACACCAACAUCGGACGCUCCAUCCAAACGCUUGUCCUGGAGCAGACUGAUGCAGAAACUGCACAGCAGCCAAAGCCUAGACUCUGAUUCAGACAAUCACAGCAGCGCAGACAAUGCAUCAGAUGCAGGUUCCAUAUCCCUAGCCGAUCUGUCCGAAUCCGACUUGUUUUUUGACCCCACCGAAGAGGCCUUGUGCAAGGAAGUGGUGCAGCUCAUCGCACUUAACCUGACCAAUGCCAAAGACUGCGUCCUGCACUGCUCCAAGCUCCUCAUUCCCGAGACGCUCCUGGAACACAUCGGCCAGGAGCUGGUGCAUCUGUCGGUCAGCGAGCCCUGUGGCCUUCGUGGUGCCCUCGUUGACCUCUGCAUGGAGGAGGAUGGCAGCUGCGAAGCCGUGGGACAAAUCGCAGUCGACCCCUACCUAGUGCCCACCUUCCAGCUCACACUCGUGCUGAGGCUCGACUCCAGGGGCUUAUGGCCGAAAAUCCAGGGGCUUUUCACCGGCAGAUCGCCUUCGUCUCCGGUUGUUAGACGUGCACUUAAACUGAGCACUGGAUUUAGAGUUAUUAAAAGAAAACUGUACAGCUCUGAAGAGCUUUUGAUUGAGGAAUGCUGAGCUCGACUGAUUGAAUGUCCAUGCCAUGGAUUUUACCAGGGUUUUAAAUGAAGCUUGGUCUCACAAGAGGCCUGAAAUGUUGUAAUGCAGAUGUAGGGUAUAUAAAAGAAGAUUUCAAUACAAUAAAGUGUUUAUGUUGUACUUCUGCUGACGUUCUAGUGAAGCAGGAGUUUUGUGCUGCUGUUGAAAUGUUUACCUCAGGUUCAUGGAAACCAGACGUGGCAGCUAUUUUCCAUGUAAUGAACUUUUAGUUUUUUU
Carassius carassius (crucian carp) is the source of this 973-nucleotide messenger RNA. It is a transcript of the gene ddit4, whose product is annotated as DNA-damage-inducible transcript 4. Gene Ontology annotation, molecular function: 14-3-3 protein binding. Gene Ontology annotation, biological process: response to hypoxia; negative regulation of TOR signaling; apoptotic process. Gene Ontology annotation, cellular component: cytoplasm. The transcript is spliced from 2 exons. The record is from RefSeq and is a predicted model, not a curated record. Bases 47 to 715 code for a protein of 222 amino acids. NCBI's taxonomy places the organism in Eukaryota, Metazoa, Chordata, Actinopteri, Cypriniformes, Cyprinidae.